Phoenix dactylifera (date palm) is the source of this 789-nucleotide messenger RNA. RefSeq names its product membrane-associated progesterone binding protein 2 (gene MAPR2). Lineage: Eukaryota; Viridiplantae; Streptophyta; Magnoliopsida; Arecales; Arecaceae. The record is from RefSeq and is a predicted model, not a curated record. Gene Ontology annotation, cellular component: endomembrane system; membrane.
UGGGUACAUUCAAGAUUAUUCCAACAUCCCUUAAGAUUUAUGCCAAAAAUUAGGGCAUGCUGUUUUUUUUUUAAACCGCCAAUGAAAAACCAUCGGAAUUUUUAGGUCAGGGCUUUCCCUUCACGAUUCACGACUCCAGCCUCCUGGCACCUCAUCUUUCCACCAUCUCUGGUUCUAAAAUUCUCGUUUUUUCCACCUUUCCUUCCAUCUGUGGCUCAAGUCUCUAAGCGGAUGGAGCUAACGGCGCAGCAGCUGAGGGGGUUCGACGGCUCGGACUCGAGCAAGCCCGUCUACAUCGCGAUCCGGGGAACGGUCUACGACGUGAGCUCCGGAAAGGGCUUCUACGGCCCCGGCGGCCCCUACGCCGUCUUCGCCGGCAGGGAGGCGAGCCGGGCGCUCGCCAAGAUGAGCAAGAGCGAGGAGGACGUCUGCGGCAACCUCGACGGUCUCUCCGACAAGGAGAUGGGCGUCCUUCAGGACUGGGAGAAGAAGUUCCAGGCCAAGUACCCCGUCGUCGGCCACCUCGCAUCUUGAAAUCCCUUCAAUCUAUCGAUCCCAGCAUGAAAUAUGGAACUUUCUACUUAUCAAGGUUUGAUUUCGUGUGGCUACUGCCGAUUAAUGCUUGUCAAUGGGUUUUAUCUUGUUUGCGUUAUGUAGGGAGGUGGGUUUUUAUGUAUGAAUUUUUUGAUCAAAUAAGCGUAGAUUGUGUGGAAUCGCCUCCUCUCUUGAAGUCCGAAUAAUUAUCGAUCUAUACAUAAUAAAAACCUAACUUUUUACUAAUUGGGGCUU